AUGAGCGGCACGGCGCGGACGGAGAUCCGAAAAGGGCCUCCGGACGAACAGCGGGCCUGCCCUGCCAAAAGGCCUGUGCUGGGCAGGCAAGCCGCACUGCACGCAUCCACAGAAGGGACAGCGGAAGAGGCCAUCCAGACGCCCGUGACGGGCACCGAAAGGCGGCUCAAUAUCGACAGAGGAAUGGCGGCAAAAUCCAAGCCUCGAAGGGGAGCAGGCGAGGCACCUCCAGCUUCUGCCAGCCUGAGAGUGCUGGGGGCCAUCAAGCUUAGGCGAGAGCGGACUAUGCAUCCCAAUUGCAGCGUCAUGGCCCAAUCUCUCCCGAGGGAGGCGCUGAUGGUCGUUCCCCAAGCCGAUCAGAGUCGAGAUGGGACAAGCCAAUAUGGACCGCCCACCAAAGGUCUCGCUGUGUUGUCUUCAACACGGGGAUGUGUCGGCACAAGCCUCGGCAGUCCAUGGCGUUGGGAGUUCUCGGGAAGGACACAAGAGACGAGACAGGAACAACAACUCGACAACAGCAGCAGCAGCAGCAUCCAGACACAGGAUGGGCAGGAUGGCCCAACCAACAACUGUGCGCUGACAGGGCAAGCGGCAGACGAGCGUGGCCAAGGCUCCAGCAACGAAAAUACGACACGAAGGACUGCGAGGGGUGCAGACCGGUCGCCACGCAGCCCAGGCCGGUAG
This is a messenger RNA of Gaeumannomyces tritici R3-111a-1, 684 nucleotides long. RefSeq lists its product as hypothetical. Lineage: Eukaryota; Fungi; Ascomycota; Sordariomycetes; Magnaporthales; Magnaporthaceae. The transcript is spliced from 4 exons. The coding region runs from base 1 to 684 and encodes 227 amino acids. The record is from RefSeq and is a predicted model, not a curated record.